Messenger RNA from Gaeumannomyces tritici R3-111a-1, 2378 nucleotides. RefSeq lists its product as hypothetical. The coding region runs from base 481 to 2235 and encodes 584 amino acids. Gene Ontology annotation, biological process: transmembrane transport. The record is from RefSeq and is a predicted model, not a curated record. Gene Ontology annotation, cellular component: membrane. Gene Ontology annotation, molecular function: transmembrane transporter activity. The transcript has 4 exons. NCBI's taxonomy places the organism in Eukaryota, Fungi, Ascomycota, Sordariomycetes, Magnaporthales, Magnaporthaceae.
CCUACCUCUCCCCAAGCCACCACAGCCUCGCGUUUCUGUGCUUGCCAUCUUCGCCUUUUUCAGGCUUUCCACUCCAAUCCUGAGACCUAGGGGCGCCAUCCACGUGGCCCCUGGCGGACCGAUGUGUGAUGGCUCAAACUUGUACAAAACAGCACUAGUACUUCCUUGGCAACACCACAGCUUUUCACAUGCUGGCCAUCAGGCUUGCAGUUAGGCUUGCAGUCAGGCUUGCACCAAUGCACUGUCCCAAAUGUUAUAGGCGCUAGGAAGGGCGGCAGCCCGGGGCUUCGAUGCCGUAUUAAAGUUCAGACUGACUCGCCCCUAAGAGCCACAGAAACAUCCAGAGUAGCCCUGGCGGUGGAGAACACCCCAACAUCUUGUCUGACCCUCGUUACCGUUGUUUAUCCAAGAUUUCUCUCCCCCUUAUCGCGGCCAUAUUAAUGAAAGCGGCCCUGCCCGCACCACGUCGGGUCUUCUGAGAUGCUGUUCUGCCAGCUCCCGUCUGACGUGCAACUGAGCAAGAUGCCACCCAUCAACGGCAACAGGAAGGACCUCCAGGCCGUCUUCGGCCUGCAACUCAACACCGACGGCGCGCCCACGAGCAGAUAUGAACGGCGGGGGCCUGUCGGCCGUCUGCCCCCAGAUUUCCUGACGCCAAUCGGGACCAGGGCUCAGAACUACCUCCACUCAGACACGGCGUCCACGAAGUCCAUUCUUGGCGGAUCCCGCGAUGGCGACGACAACUCGGCGCCGCAAGACGCGCACCUCUCGCGGCUCGGCCUCGAGGUCCAGGCCCGACGCGACAUGGGCAUCCUCGGCGCCGUCGCCGCGGGCUGGAACAUAUGCAACAGCUGGGCCGCCGCCAUGGCCACGCUCGUCAUCUCGGCCAGCCUCGGCGGCCCCACCGCCCUGAUCUACGGCAUCAUGGUCAUCUUUGUGCUCGCCGGCUCCAGCGCCCUCAGCAUGGCCGAGAUCGCGUCGGCCUACCCCACCGCCGGCGGCCAGUACCACUGGACCAGCAUCCUGGUCGGCCCCGGCUACAUCGGGAAGCCGCUCAGCUAUAUCUGUGGCGCCCUCAACACUUUUGGCUGGAUCGCCACCGCCGCCGGCUUCCUGGCCCCGCUGUCCGACAUGGUCCGCGCGCUCGCCGGCUUCCUCGACCCGACCUACGUGGCCGAGGGCUGGCACACCUUCCUGAUCUUUCAGAUUUGCAACGUUGCCUUUACGGCCUACAACAUCUUCCUGAUGAAAAGGACGCCAUGGAUUCACCAACUCGGAUUCUUUCUCUCCAUUGUCUCCUUCCUCACCAUCUUGGUUACAUGUCUGGCUCAGUCGGAUCCCAAGCAGAGCAGCGAGGUUGUGUGGACCACCUGGGUCAACCGGUCGGGCUGGUCGUCGGACGGGCUCGUGUUCCUGAUGGCCCUCUCCAACGCCAACUUUAUCUACUCGGGCCUCGACGGCGCCAUCCAUCUCGCCGAGGAGUGCAUAAACCCUGCCGUUGCCGUCCCCGCGGCUCUAAUCUCCACCGUCGUCAUCGGCUUUGUCACUGCCCUCGCCUUCGUCGUUGCAAUGAUCUACAGCUAUAAUGACCUGGAUAAGGUGUUGGCAGCUCCACUGCCCGUGCUCGAGAUCUGGUACCAGGCCACGCGAUCCAAGCCCAUCGCGACCGCGUUCCUCAUCCUCCUCAUCGUCGGCGGCUUCUUCGCCGGCACGGGCUCGCAGCAGACGGCAAGCCGGCUGACGUGGAGCUUCGCGCGCGACGACGCGGUCGUCGGGUCCCGGUUCCUGCGGCGCAUGAACUUCCGCUUCGGCGUGCCCGUCAACGCGCUGCUCGUCAACUGCGCCUUCGUCUUCUUGCUCGGCUGCGUCAACCUGGCCUCGUCGGCCGCCUUCACCGCCCUCGUGGCCACGGGCCUGAUCCUGCUCCAGUGCAGCUUCGCCAUCCCCGCCGCCCUGGUCCUGCGCCGCCGCCUCCUCGGCACCCUGCCCGCCGUGCUGCCCGAGUCGAGGCCGUUCAGGCUGCCGGGCCUGGUCGGGGGGCUGGCCAACUUUCUGUCCAUCGCGCUCGCCUUCAUAUCGCUCGUCUUUUACUCUUUUCCCGUCUCGCUGCCCGUCACCCCUGGAAAUAUGAAUUAUGCAAGCGUCGUCAUUGCAGUUAUGGCCGCGUUGGCCGCUGCCAACUGGGUGUUUCAUGCUUCCAGGAAUUACCACGGGCCGAAGCUACCGCAAUGGUGAUUUUUUUCUUUCUUCCUUUGGCUCCUUGGGAUUCCUUUUUGGUGUUUCUAGGCGUUUCUCGGAUGCAGCAUCGCGUCGUGUUCCAAUAAAGUUAGAAAGAUACCCGCCAAUGUUAUCGCUUAGGCGCCGCCGCCCAAUCACAG